GCGGCUGCAGGACACCUGCUGAAAGUAUCAGUCAGACUGAAGCCGGGGGAGGAGGGGACGCGGGGGGGUGGCUCCAGCGAGGCGCGCGCCCAGCGCGGUGCUGCGCACCCGGCCGCCGCAGGGACAGGAGGAGGAGGAGCCGCCGCCGCCGCCGCCGGAGCCCGGAAAGUGAAAGGGAAACUAGACCCCCGGGCUCCAUGAAGCUGCUGGGGCUCUGGCUCUUGUGCCGCCUGCUCCCCGGCGGCGGCGCCGGCUCCUCCUCGAGCCCCGCGGGGAUCCAGCCAGAGGGGAGCAGCGGCGGCCGCACGGACUUGCCCGGUUGCCGGAACCUCAGCCGGGCUCGCUGGGGCGGGCGGGAGGAGGCCGCCCUGCGGGAAAGUAUUAAAAGAAUUAGGAGUCUGAAUUCUUUAUCAUCAGAUGACAACAUGACUGCUUUUUAUGGAAUAAAUCAGUUUUCUCACUUGUUUCCUGAAGAUUUUAAAGCUAUUUAUUUAAGAAGCACACCUUACAGAGUUCCCAGAUACACAGAAGUGCUGAAGAGAAAGGAAACACUGUUACCAACAAAGUUUGACUGGAGGGACAAGAAUGUUGUCACCCAAGUGAGAAAUCAGCAAACAUGUGGAGGCUGCUGGGCAUUCAGCAUUGUGGGUGGAAUAGAAUCUGCCUAUGCAAUCAAAGGGAAUAAUCUGGAAGAACUCAGUGUACAACAGGUCAUUGACUGUUCGUACAACAAUUACGGCUGCCAUGGUGGCUCUACUGUUGGUGCUCUCAGCUGGCUGAAUCAGACACAAGUAAAAUUGGUGAAAGAUUCUGAAUACACUUUUAAAGCUCAAACUGGACUGUGCCAUUAUUUCCAGCCCUCUGAUUUUGGAGUUUCAAUCACAAAUUAUGCUGCGUAUGACUUCAGUGACCAGGAAGAUGAAAUGAUAAAGAAGCUUGUUAACUGUGGACCUUUGGCAGUGACAGUAGAUGCAGUUAGCUGGCAGGAUUAUCUGGGUGGGAUCAUACAGUAUCACUGCUCCAGUGGAAAAGCAAAUCAUGCUGUUCUCAUCACUGGUUUUGAUAGAACAGGUAGCAUCCCUUACUGGAUUGUACGCAACUCAUGGGGACACACAUGGGGAAUAGAUGGUUAUGCCCAUAUUAAAAUAGGUAGUAAUGUCUGUGGUAUAGCAGACACAGUUUCAUCUGUGUUUGUUUGACACCGACUGGCCGAACAAAAAAGCACUCUGCUUGCAGUCAUUUGGCAGAUACUAGGAUUCUGUAAAUUUACACUUACUCAGUGUAAAGAUAUUUUACUUCAAAAUUUUAAAAAAUGAUAUUUGUAUGAGGGGUUGGUCUGCUGGGCAUUACAGACAUGGCACAUCCAGAAUUCGGGAAGAUGCUUCAGCUUCCAGAGUCUGUGCCCCUAAAUCUGAUUGGGGCUGCACAGACAACUCUGCAGAAUACCAUACACUUGACCUUCUGUUCUGAGAAAGAAAGA
Messenger RNA from Dermochelys coriacea (leatherback sea turtle), 1480 nucleotides. It is a transcript of the gene CTSO, whose product is annotated as cathepsin O. Gene Ontology annotation, cellular component: lysosome. NCBI's taxonomy places the organism in Eukaryota, Metazoa, Chordata, Testudines, Dermochelyidae. Gene Ontology annotation, molecular function: cysteine-type endopeptidase activity. The record is from RefSeq and is a predicted model, not a curated record. The coding region runs from base 198 to 1199 and encodes 333 amino acids. The transcript has 8 exons.